Messenger RNA from Calypte anna (Anna's hummingbird), 3180 nucleotides. RefSeq names its product GEN1 Holliday junction 5' flap endonuclease (gene GEN1). The transcript has 14 exons. The coding region runs from base 143 to 2932 and encodes 929 amino acids. Lineage: Eukaryota; Metazoa; Chordata; Aves; Apodiformes; Trochilidae. The record is from RefSeq and is a predicted model, not a curated record. Gene Ontology annotation, molecular function: 5'-flap endonuclease activity; four-way junction DNA binding.
GUUGGGGUUGUGGAGCACGGCGUGGGUGAGCUGCUCCGCGGGUUCCCAUCUCGGCGCUGUGGGAACCGUGAGAGUUAGCGGCUGGGCCGGGUUUCGCGCCGGGUUGUAAAACUUUUACACUGACAACAAAGAAGCUAGAACAAUGGGAGUGACUAAUCUGUGGCAAAUCCUUGAGCCUGUGAGACAACCUGUCAGCUUGAGCACUCUCAAAGGAAAAACACUUGCUGUUGAUUUAAGUUUGUGGGUUUGUGAAGCACAGACUGUUAAAAAGAUGGUUGGAGUAGUUACCAAGCCACAUCUGAGAAACCUAUUUUUCCGGUUCUCUUUCUUAACAUCAAUGGGAAUUAAACUCGUGUUUGUCAUGGAAGGAGAGGCCCCCAAGUUGAAAGCAGACACCAUGAGUAAGAGGAACGAAGUACGCUAUGGACCUUCAACAAAAGCUGGACCUCCAAGAACAGGGAGAUCUUCAUUUAAAGCCAUGCUGAAAGAGUGUCUGGAACUGCUGGAGUGUUUAGGAGUCCCUUGGGUUCAGGCAGCUGGGGAAGCAGAAGCAAUGUGUGCUUACUUAAAUGCAAAAGGACAUGUCGAUGGAUGCAUUACUAAUGAUGGAGAUGUCUUCUUAUAUGGAGCUCAGACAGUCUACAGGAACUUUGCUAUGAGUGCUAAGGAUCAACAUCUUGACUGUUACACAAUGUCUUCUAUUAAGGAGAAGCUUGGUUGUAACAGAGAGUCUUUGAUUGGGCUAGCUGUUCUUCUGGGUUGUGAUUAUCUUCCAAAGGGUGUUCCAGGAGUUGGGAAGGAACAAGCUUUAAAGUUAAUUGAGAAUUUGCGAGGUCAAAACUUACUGCAAAGGUUUGAGCAAUGGAAAAACCACUUUCAGUAUGAUAAUAACACAGCUUUGGUUGUUAAAAGGGUAGUUCACUGUUCUGAGUGCCAUCAUCCAGGAUCUUACAAGGAACAUGAGCAGAAUGGAUGUAAAAUCUGUGAAACCACAAGAUACUGCAAACCCAGUGACUCCAAAUACUGCUGCCCUUGUGAAUGGCAUCAGAUAGAGCAAGAAAAUCAAGCAAGUGCAGUGGAGGACAGUAUCAGAAAAAAAUGUAACAGUUGUGAGGGCUUUCCAUUCUCUGAGGUUAUCCAAGAAUUUCUUAUAAACAAGAAUAAAUUGAUCAAGAUAAAGGAAUGUCAAAGGCCAAAGUUAUUGUCCUUUCAGAUAUUUGCUGCUGAGAAGAUGGAAUGGCCUAAGCAUUACUCUUGUAAGAAACUGUUACCCCUAUUGACACUUUAUGAUAUGAUCCAGAGAAAAUCUGGAUGUAUUGAUUCAAAACAACUGCAGGCAAUACGGAUAGUCAAGACACGUGUUAAAAAUGGAAUUCCUUGUUUUGAAAUUGAGUGGCAAAAGCCAGAACAUUACGUUGAUGCAGAAGAUGAGCCUCCAGAGUUGUUUGUAGUCACAGUAGAAGAGGAGUCUCUGUUUCAGGCUGCUUAUCCUGAUGUUGUUGACCUUUAUCAAGUGGAAAGGUCAGAAGGUCUGAAGAGGAAACAGAAAAACAAGAAACACAGACCAAUAGAAAAGGAAUUAUCAAAUGUUUAUGAUGAAGUUAGCAAUCUUCUGUCUCAAAUGAAUUUAAAAUCUAGGUGUGGAAUUUUUUCUGUGCAAGACAGGUCAGUUAUAAAAAUUCCAGAAGAUCAGAUAGAGCAGAGAAGCAUGGAAUCAAAAGAUGGAACAUCAGCCAUGGCUUCCUACAUAACAGCUGUUCAAACAUUGGCUGACUCAUCUGCACCAUUCACUAAAAACUCCAGAAUGACAUCCUCUUCCUCUGUAACAGCUGGUCUGCAGCUGAGCAGCACUGAUUGUGAAGGAACUUUCAUCAGCUCUGCACCAGCCCAUGGAUGUGAUACCCAUGAUCCAGCAACUGACUUAGCUACAUGCAUGAAGCACUUGCAUCCACCAGGUCACGAAACAGUGAGAAAUAGCUCAGAAUAUUCUGAUGCUGUGAAGUCUGGUGGUGCAGAUGGUUUGAUUUUAGGUGAUGCUACAGGACAAUUUCAGAAGUGGUCUUUAAGUGAGCAGAUACUUAAGAAGACUUCCAUUCAACCAAACCCUUUGUUUUCUGAAGAUGUAAUGCAAGUGGAGUCUUUGAAAUGUCUUAAACAAACAAAAGAAACAUGGAAUCCCAGUAAAGAUGAUGUCUCUUCACUGUGUCAGGAAGGUAAAAAUGUGCUACUGGAAGACUAUGGAAGGGACUCCAGUGGACAUAUUGAUCAAGGUCAAUACAAAAAAGCUGACAGGCUGGCUGAAAGGCUGGAAAAAGACCCUAAUACAAGCACUUCAACAUCUCUAGCUCUCAGUGGGCAAAUAACAAAGGCACUACAUCAUGGGUUUGAAAUGCUUCCAGUGUCUCAAAAGCCAGCAGAUGUGACUGACUGCCACAUUAAAAAACCUUGUAAUCAAACUAUGUGGAAAACUUCUUUUAAAAAGAGUGUGUGUCAGAACAGAUGUCAUUCUAGUGAAGAGAGUGAUGAUGAGAACAUGAAGGAAAAUCUGAUUUAUGAGCAUCAGAAAAGGCAACUGAACCCUGGUCAGUUUAAACAAUGUUUCACAAAGGAAAGGAGUAAAGCUGUUACUAGCAAAAGAACAAACAGUGACUCAGCACUUAUAAUUAAAGAGAAGAAGAUGACCAGUUUCAAAAAAGCUGGUAAUAGUUUUUCAUUGCAAGUAUCUCCAAAACCAUCCUCUGGAGGGGAAGUUGGUUGUUCCCAAAGUCUAGAGCAGCCAUUUGAGAGGUCAGGUUCUGCUCCCACUCAGCAAGCCAAAAGCACUGUUCCAACUUACACGUGGGCAGACAGUCCCCUUCCCCUGUCUGAAAGACUAAAAGGAAGAAUGAAAAUCAAUCAGGUUCUCCAUAAAACAGGUUCUUAUAACAAUUAACUCUGAACCUUCAGCUCUUGAGGUUUCUUUCUCAAAGUUUCUUUAGUAUGCUCUAUCAAUUUUUAGUGGGCAUUUUUUAUGAACAAGAAGGGCUAUGUAAAAUACUGGAGCUGAAGUUUGAAACUAACUCUAUAGCAGAAGUAGGGAAGUACCUGUUCUUCUGGACUUGAUUACAUCUGAACUUGAUACAGAAGCAAUAGAAUAUAGUAUAUAAGAGAGCAGUGAGGUUUAUUUACCAAAUAAGGUGG